Diaporthe batatas is the source of this 1603-nucleotide messenger RNA. RefSeq lists its product as uncharacterized. The transcript has 3 exons. Gene Ontology annotation, biological process: mitotic spindle organization. Gene Ontology annotation, cellular component: dynactin complex; cytoplasm. The coding region runs from base 162 to 1487 and encodes 441 amino acids. The record is from RefSeq and is a predicted model, not a curated record. NCBI's taxonomy places the organism in Eukaryota, Fungi, Ascomycota, Sordariomycetes, Diaporthales, Diaporthaceae.
CUCAAAGCCGCGUUCCACCCAAGGUGCAACCAGGGCGGUCGAAACCGGCGACGGGCCAGCUUUCCAACACCGCCAUACAAAUCCGAACAAGGUCGCUGUAGCGGCAAUCGCGUUACCGACCUUCAAAUCAACGAGGCUAUUGCCACUUGACACGGCUCAAAAUGUCCCUAAAUAGGAAAUACGCAGCGUUGCCCGAUCUUGACUCUGCGCCAGACAUCUACGAGACGCCAGAGCUCACAGACGAUACCUCCACAGUGCCUACUACGCUACGGUCCUCUUCAGACACCGAAUUCGACGAUGACGAGGCAGACGGGCCGGGGAUUUCCCGGUCCAAACUACGAAUAGAUCAAGCCCGGUCGCGUUUCAUGCCCUCCCAAGUCGACGCGAAGGAGGUCGACUUCUCAGACCGCGUCAACGGAAAGCGAAAGUCUUAUAAGACCUCCAGCCGCCGGCACAGGAUCCUGGAGGAUGGCGCUGAGGAGCUGGGUGAUCUAAGCGACGAAGAUGAGGCCGAGAGCUUGGCUCGGAAACUUGCGAGACUGAAGCGCGAGAUUGAGGAGGCUAAGGAGGAGUAUGGCCGGCAGAAGUCACAGAAUGAUGCAGCGGGUGCCCAACCUGUUGAAGGAGAGGCUAACCAGGAAGAAGAAUUGGCAUCUCUCAGCCAGGUGCUGGAUGAGAUUUCGAGGCGCCCAGAGGAUCUGGCACAAGGUCCUGGUUUCCGGCCAGUCAGAGUCGGGCCAUUACCUGCCAGGGAGCCAAAGCAAGACACCAUCGCGGGCGAGCCUGCGGGCGGAGAUUCGGCCACCUACACCGUCACAUACGCGCCGGCUUACGAACAGACGCAUGCUCUCGCCAAGGCUGCAGACUUCGAUGGACGUCUUGCGCUUUUAGAGAAAGCCAUUGGCAUCGGAUCGUCAGCCUUGCCGGAGCUGGACUCGAGCGGCUUACCCAGGGCAAUUGUGCCGACCUUGGAGAAACUACAGAAGCAGGUCUCGACAUUGUCCGAGGCGUCGUCGUCUUCAUUGGACACCAUUAGUCGCAAGGUGCGACAGCUGACGCAGGAGGCCGAGCAGCUUGAGAAGUCCCGAAAGCAGGCCAAGCAGGCCAAAGAGGCGCUCGCCUCGACCGGCACUGGCUCAUCCUCUCCUAGCACCCCAGAUUCGGAGGAUUCGGAGCAGACGACCAAGAUCAAUGCCCUCUACAGCACACUGCCGACAAUAGAGAGCCUGACGCCCCUCCUGCCUCCAUUGCUGGAUCGGCUCAGGUCACUGAGAGAGAUUCAUGCCGAUGCGGCCACUGCCGGCGAGACAUUGGAACGCAUCGAAAAGAGGCAGGCAGACAUGGCUUCUGAUAUCAAGCAGUGGAGAGAAGGCCUGGAGAAGAUCGAGACGGCGAUGCAGGAGGGAGAGUUGUCCAUGGGCAACAACAUGAAGACUGUCGAUGGAUGGGUGAAAGACCUGGAGGCAAAGAUGGCGAAGUUGUCAUGACGAUGAUGUCGUUCUGCUCAUUGAUGAUUGAUUGUGUUCGAAGUGAUGAUACCCGUGAUAGUUCGACAAGAGCCAGAAGAGAACGAGAAUAAGAACGUGCGGAUCAAGCUCUGCAA